Microcebus murinus (gray mouse lemur) is the source of this 2440-nucleotide messenger RNA. Lineage: Eukaryota; Metazoa; Chordata; Mammalia; Primates; Cheirogaleidae. The record is from RefSeq and is a predicted model, not a curated record.
GACCACUGUGCUGGCGGCUACCUCGGGGAGCACUGGGCACCCAAAGGAGCCCAUCUUCCUGGAAGAGAAAACCAGAGGUGACCACGUCUCUUUUCGGUCACAGCUUUAAUGUGUUUAGUCAUCAAAAUUCUCUUGAGCUUUUACUUGAAGGGAGCUAGACUGGUCUGGCCUGGCUGGGUGUCUGCUGUUCGUGCCGGGCCUGGCCACCCUCUGGCACUGCACGGCCGACACCCUCCCCCCCUCCAGAAGUCAGAGCAGCAGGGUCCAGGGCACCCCGGGGAGGGUCGGCACCUCUUCCUGGUCCCCUGCAAGACGGCAGCCACAGCCCUGAGAACCCGGCCCAUGUGGUGAGAUUGUCAAGCUAAAGAAAGAAACUCGAAGACACAGGCCGUCUGGAACAGAAGAUUGUCACUGGGAAGAGCAGAGGGCUGCAGCCCCGGGCAGUGCAGCGGGCUGUGGAAUCACAGGGCACCCAGGAAAGCCAGAACCAGGGGGAGUUUUCAAAGGCAAGGAGUCCAGCAAACCGCCUGGACGCACCUCCCAGCCUCAGGAGCUCCUGGGGGACAGCCCUUGCGAGGUUCUGUCCCAGGCUGGGUGUCUUUACCUGGAACCCUGCAGGCCGGAGCGUGGACAGACGCUCUGUUCCAACCAACCACGCUCCAUUCCAACCAACGGUCUGCAGGGUGGAGAGAAGCAGGCAGGUGAGAGGUGAGUUCCAGAGAACAAGUGAGGGUUCAGGCUUUAUAGCAAAAGUCCCACCUACGUUUCCAAUCAGGUUCAUUUAUGCAAAUAAGUAUUGACACUUGCUUAGUUCUGAUUGGUCGGUGCAGCUGAGCCCUGAUUGGUUGACACAGUAAACUCUGGCUGGUGGGGUUGAGGUGGCAGACGCCUAAAGAUGAAAAGGUGUUUGAGGGACUCAGAGCAGCAGGUGCCACCCUUAGUCAGCAAGUGGACUCUCGGCUCUAACUUAAAUUUAGGCCCAACUGGGGACCUAAAUUUAAAUGGAUGGCCCACCGAGGCCAUCUUGAAAGACUGGCUGUUUCAGGUUCACCUAUGUUCAUUUGUUCUCAAGAGGAAAUUCCUGUGCUAAGCUGUGUGCUGCUGGCCAGGAGUGGAGGAGCCGCGCAGGGUCCACCACGGGCUUGUGUCGGUUCUGAUGCCAAGUGUCCCAAGGAGACAAGGUUGGAAGCCACAGACCUGGCCAUCCACACCCCUGGGGGACCCCACCGGCAGGAGCAACAAGCCUGGUCUGACAGGGACCUGGAAAACCAAACUGCCGCCUGCUCCGUCCCUCCAUCUUGCUCCUGAUGGCGCUGGUCCUCGUCCUCCUUGGCUACGGGAUCCUGAGCCCCGGAGGCCGCAUGCUGGGGAGCCUGGGAGCCGGCACGGCCGUCAGAGAACCCGACAGGCUGCAAGUGGUCACGCAGUCCAGGAUGGCCUACCCGCAGCCGAAGGUGCUGACGCCCUCUCGGACAGACGUCCUGGUCCUGACCCCCUGGCUGGCUCCCAUCGUCUGGGAGGGGACGUUCAACAGUGACAUCCUCAAUGUGCAGUUCCAGCUCCAGAACACCACCGUUGGAUUAACUGUGUUUGCCAUCAAAAAGUACGUGGUCUUCCUGAAGCUGUUCCUGGAGACGGCGGAGAAGCACUUCAUGGCCGGGCACCGCGUCAUCUACUACGUGUUCACCGACCGGCCGGACGCGGUGCCGCGCGUGGCGCUCGGGCCGGGCCGGCGGCUGCAGGUGCUGCGCGCGCGGCCCUACGCGCGCUGGCAGGACGUGUCCAUGCGGCGCAUGCAGAUGCUCAGCGAGGCCGCGGAGCAGCGCUUCCUGCGCGAGGUGGACUACCUGGUGUGCGCCGACGUGGACAUGCAGUUCCACGACCACGUGGGCGUGGAGAUCCUGUCGCCCCUCUUCGGCACCCUGCACCCCGCCUUCUACGGGCGUCCCCGCGAAGCCUUCACCUACGAGCGCCGGCCGCAGUCCCAGGCCCACAUCCCCUGGGACGAGGGCGACUUUUACUACAUGGGCGCCUUCUUCGGGGGGUCGGUGCCCGAGGUGCAGCGGCUCACCAAGGCCUGCCACCAGGCCAUGCUGGCCGACCGCGCCAACGGCAUCGAGGCGGUGUGGCACGACGAGAGCCACCUGAACAAGUACCUGCUGUACCACAAGCCCACCAAGGUGCUGUCCCCCGAGUACAUGUGGGACCAGCAGCUGCUGGGCUGGCCCUCGGUCCUGCGGAAGCUCAGGUUCGUGGCAGUGCCCAAGAACCACCAGGAGAUCCGGAAGUCUGAAUCUGGGGGCCAGCCCACCGGCUCCCCGGAAGGCGCAGGACGGGCUGGCCGGGCUGCAGGAAACUAGAACCGGUUUCAGGGGAAAGGGUGCAACUCUGCUCCCUUUUUCUUUCCUGCUGGGAGAAAUCGCUGAAGCCUAACACUCAG